AUGCCAGGAUUUGGAAUGGGCGUUGGUGCAUUCCCAAUGAUGGGAGUGCAAGGUAUGGGCGUCCCAAUGGGCAUGGUCAAUCAAGCUGCUUUUGCUCAGCAGAAUGUAAUGGGAAUGGGAGUGAUGGGUGCGGUCCCAUCGUCUGCGUCCGUUCGAGCUUCUGCUGCUCAAGCUGGCAGUGCAUCCGUUGCGGGUAAGAACCAGCGCACGUUUGUUGGAGUCGUCACAAAAAUGCACGACAAUUAUGGUUUUGUCGACGACGACGUCUUUUUUCAACAUUCGGUGAUCCGUGGUACGCUUCCUCGUGUUGGAGAGAAAGUGAUGGUUGAGGCAAGCUACAAUCCUCAAAUGCCGUUCAAAUGGAAUGCAUACCGCAUUCAGCUUCUGAAUUCCGGAGAUGCUCCAGCUCAAAAUCAUAACCACGUUGCACAGACGCGUUCUGGAGCUUCUGGUGGCUCCAGCGGUGGAAGAUGGGGUCCACCAGCAUCGGCCGAGCGUAACGGCCCAUCACAUCGUAGUUCACCGCCACGACGUCGAUCACCGCCUCGUCGCAGUCCUCCUCGCAGAGUGCAAAGUCCUCCUCGUAAAGAGGCACCGCGUCGAAAGUCACCACCUCCGAGGCGAUCUCCUCCAGCUCGUCGACCAUCUCCUCCAUCUCGUAAUGAACGUGAUCGUAAACGCGAACGUAGUGCUAAUCCACCAAGCUCUAUACAAUCAGCAAGAAGGGACAGUGUUAGUCCUCCUCGACGACGUGCUCGUAUCAUUCCUCGAUAUGAGUGCCAUCCUCCUCGUUCUGUUCUGCUUAAUGAACAAGUGUCCGUGGUCGGCUUGCGUACCCGUUACAAUAAGCUUUACAUUCCAUCCGAUUUUGCGGAUAUGACUGCAGAGUGGGUAAAACGAGUACCAGUGGAUGCUGCUAUUGACCUCACCAAACCGGUUGCCUUCCAUGUGUGGAAUAAGGAAGUAGAUUAUCCACUCCAAGAGGGAGAAGAAGCGGCAGUGUUGGAGCCAGAGGACGCAGAUCAUCGUCAUCAAGUCAAGGUACUUUUGCUGGCACAUCCGGGAAGGCAGGAAGUGCACAAAAAAGCAUUUGGGCUCCUUCCUGACGGCUCCACUGACGAUAUGCACGAGCCCACACCAUUUUUCAAGCAGCUUAGCUUCCUAGUUGGAACUCGAGGGAAAGAACCCAUGGCUAUCGGAGGCAGUUGGUCUCCAUCAGCUGAUGGUGCUGAUCCUACGAAUCCAUCAACUAUUAUUCGUACUGCUAUCCGUACAACUAAGGCACUUACUGGAGUUGAUCUGUCCGAAUGUCCGCAAUGGUACGAGCUGGUGCACGUGCGUUAUUACCGCGCCGAUCGUGAUCGCACGGAUAGCGUGCGUCUUCUGUUCCCGGACACUCAACUGCUUCUUGCCGAUGCUGACGACUCAUCGGCCGAUGAACGUUGGACGGCAGUACAGGCAGCGCUACGUGCGCAACUGGAGACGAAGUUGGCAGCCGUGGAUGCGCCUCCACCAGAAGCGGAUCAGUCGAUGGCGGAGGACGCCGCCAAGGACAAGGAAAGUCGCGAGCGAAAGGAUGGUGACGAAACUGGAGACGCUGAGGCCAAGGAAAGACCAACACAUUGGAGCAAGUUGGACCCUAAAAUGCUUAAGGUUCCUGAGUUGCGAGCUGAACUAGAAGCUCGCGGCCUCGAAACUAAAGGAGUGAAGUCGCUGCUUUGUAAGAGACUUCAGGAAGCUCUCGAUCAAGAGAAAGAGAAGGAAGAAGGAGAAGGAGCCGCUCCCACUGGGGACAUAGAAAUGACGGAUGUUGCAGGUGAAGACGAGGAGGCCGAGAAGAAAGAGGAAACUGAAGCUGAAAAGAAGGCUAACGAGAAGACUGAGGCGGAAUUGAAAAAGGAGGCGGAAGAGCAGAAGAAGAAGGCAGAAAAGUUAGAAAAAGAGAAACAGGAACGCAAGAAUGCACUUGAAAGGCACUAUGCUAUGCCCAAGGAGCGAAAGGUGUUGGUUUACCCUUCAAAGACAGCCAAAGGUGGAAAAUUCGAUUGUAGAGUAAUGAGCAUGCACGCCUUACUUGAUUAUAGACAGGAUGACAACAAGGAAGCUCACUUCGAGGUGUCACUGUUCGUAGAGGCCUUCAAAGAGUUGCUUGAGCGACAUGCAGCUUUCACUAUAUACUGCGCCAUUGCUCGCGCUGCCGACAAAGAGAGUGAGCGAAAGAGGCGAGAUGAAGCCAGAGAGAAGAAAGAGGAGGAGUCUGAGGAAGAAAAGAAAGAGGGUGAAGGAGAGGAAGAGAAGAAGGAUGAAAAGAAAGAAGUGAAAAAGGAGAAAUUGGACUUGAAGUCAAUGGUGUCAAAUCGUGCUCUUUUCGAGGCAUUUGCAAUGUUCGACGUGAAUUUGUGCGGAUACCUGAAUGAGCGUGAUCUGGAGGAUAUAAUUUUUAACAGUGAGUUCGGAGUCACUAGGGCUCAGAUGCAGAAACUGUCGCAUAAGCUGAUGUCGAGGGAGAAGAUCAAUUAUCGCCACUUGACUGACGUCUUGGUAGAUUCUGAUGGCGCUGUGCGAUUCACGCCUGGAGAAUGCGAGAACGCGCCAGAAAUAUCAACACUUCUUAAAGGCUUUGGCUUGGAAGCAUACAAGGGCUCGCUCGAACCGCAAACGAAUGGUGAUGUACAAAUGUCUGAUUUCGAAGGGACAGUAGUUAUCAAUGGUAACGUUGUGAACGUUGCUCAGAAACUUGCAUUGUUGAAGAAAAGCGAAUAUGAACGCGAUCAGGCCAAAAGCUUAGUAGCCGAACAGACUGCCCUAAUUGAACAAUUGCGAGGCACAAAGCACGACCUCGAGAAGAAAAUCCGGGACUUGGAAAAAGAUCUUGAAAAGAAUAAGAAACGGCUGGAUGAGAGCAACAGUGCUUUGAAGUCAUCUUUGGAUUCAAACAUUUCCCUGAAGUCCGGUCUUUCGGAUUGCAAGAGAUAUGCCGAACGCAUUCUGUCAGCUGUUGAGCGAGCCUGUCCUCCUCCUCCCCCAAAGCGAGUCGAGGAACCUAAGGUGGAAGAGCCAGUUGCUGAAGCUGUAGAUGAUGCCGAUGAACCAAUCCCUGCAGAAAUUGUUCUGACCGAAGAAGUUGGAGCAGAGGAGGAUAAUGAAGAGAAGGCUACGUAG
Messenger RNA from Haemonchus placei, 3162 nucleotides. The record is from the annotation of a GenBank genome assembly. Lineage: Eukaryota; Metazoa; Nematoda; Chromadorea; Rhabditida; Trichostrongylidae.